Messenger RNA from Metarhizium acridum CQMa 102, 2172 nucleotides. The record is from RefSeq and is a predicted model, not a curated record. Lineage: Eukaryota; Fungi; Ascomycota; Sordariomycetes; Hypocreales; Clavicipitaceae.
AUGCCACGGCGCCAAGCUGCCUUUGACGACUAUACCUCUGCCGUUCCGCAGAUCAUUAUCGCGUCUACCGAUUCCGAUUUUCUCGAUCAUUUGAUACCGGUGCUAAAAGAUGCAGCAAACUCCAGACGGAUACCGGCCCUAAUACAAUGCCUCACGCGAUACUCCGAGGACCGCGAAGCUGAUAUCGAACGUAUUGGCUUGACCAAACACGAAGAAUUCCUCGAAUCGGUUUCGAGACUACAACAUGUUCGAGAAGACACUGUCAGUCUCACUACGGAGAUUUUGAAACUCAACCAAUCCAUCCAGGCUAGCACAGAGAAAUUAGCUGAGCAGAAAGGUGCCCUGGUCAAUACAAAAGCUAUUCGACAGAACAUUGCCGAUGCAACUGAGGCCCUGAGAGACUCCUUGAAGGUACUACAUGCUGUCAAUCACGCCCAUGACCUCAUUCGCCAGAAAAAUUACUAUUCUGCUCUCAAAUCUCUUGAGGAUCUGCAAAACGAACAUUUAGUUCCUAUAUUACAAAAUCGAUAUGCUACGCAGCAUCGCUUGGCUGAUGUCAUUCAAAAAUCCCUACCUGGCUCUCGAAAAGCUAUUUCGGAAGCUGUCAUGACAGACCUCAACACAUGGCUGUUUAGAGUUCGAGAGACGUCUCAAUUCCUUGGCGAAGUGGCGUUUUAUCACACUGAAAUGAGACGGUCCCGGCAGAGAAAGCGGGUUGAGGACAACCAAUUCCUAGCUAACUUUAAGCUCAAUUCGUCCAUUGAACUUGUAUGCGAUGAAAGCGAGGAAUUCGACGUACUGGACAACGAAGAACUGCAAGUCAAUUUCACACCACUCUUCGAAGCACUGCACAUUCAUGACGCACUUGGCCAAAGUGAUCGAUUUCGUGCAGAAUAUGCCGCUACUAGAAGGCAGCAGAAAGACCUACUUCUACCCAGCACGGUUGAACUACUCACUGAUGACGAGUCUUCGCUAAGCAGCCUCUUAGAGGGCAUUGCGGGAUUCUCAAUCAUUGAAAAGGAAACCAUGCGUCGUGUACCACAAUUACGUUCCGCAGCCGACGUCGAGGAGCUUUGGGAGUCAAUGUGCGGUGCUGCUAUAAGCCUAACAUCUCGAGCGCUGAACGACGUGGGUAAUGCCGAAGUCCUCCUUAAAAUGAAAGGGUUCAUCGCCCUGUUUGUUCAAACCAUGGAGGGCUGGGGUUACUCGAUCUCCACUCUUGACACGUUUUUACUUACGCUAUUUGACAAAUAUGCUGAGCUUCUCAAGCAUCGAUUUAGUGAAGAUUUUCAGGAGAUUGUCUCUACAGAUGACUACAUGCCAAUGGCCAUUAAUUCUCGUGAGGAGUAUGAAAAAGUCAUUAACGUCAGCUGGUUCAUGCAAAGCCAAGCUGUCGACGAUGUGACCAUUGGACAGUCACUAGACGAGCUUCUCACCGAAAAGGUUUGCCGAUCAUUGGUUGAGAGACUCUCUUCCCAGUAUUUGGGACAAAUUGUUCAGAUUCUCAUCAAUCUCGAGCACUUUGAAAUUGCAUGUCAAGAACUUGAACAGCUUCUUAUCCGUGCCAGGUCGUCAAGCUCGGCUGGCGGGCCUUUGAAACUGAACGCAACCAAAGAGUUUCGCAAUAACAAGAAAACUGCUGAGAAAAGAAUUUUCGAGCUCGUUAAUAGCAAAAUUGACGACCUAGUUGACACGGCGGAAUAUGAUUGGUUGGCGACGGCUGUGGCACCAGAGCCGAGUAACUAUAUGCAAACCUUGACUCGUUACCUAUCCAAUAUCAUGAACUCGACUUUGUUGGGGCUACCGCGAGAAAUUAAGGAGCUGAUUUACUUUGAUGCCUUAUCUCACGCUGCUAACAAAAUUCUGGUUGGCACUUUCAUUCCUCUCCAUACUGCCUUACCCCUGUCUCCUGAAGUCCAAAAUAUCAAUAGCAAUGGGGUUGCUGCAUUGGCACUUGAUGUCCAGUACCUAACUGAGUUCGUCAGUAGCCUAGAAAACGGGCAGAUGUUGCGCGAAAAUCUGGAUGAGCUCCAGCAGACUGUGAACCUGAUGGAAUCAGAUAACCAUGACGAAUUUUUCGACAUCUCCAUUCGAAACAAGAAAUACGGCCGCGUAGAUGCCCUGAAUGGUCCAGUGCUCUUGGAAAAACUACCUUACAAGAGAGACAAGUAA